Molecule: messenger RNA, 4407 nt
Organism: Orbicella faveolata
Lineage: Eukaryota; Metazoa; Cnidaria; Anthozoa; Scleractinia; Merulinidae
Product: ARF GTPase-activating protein GIT2-like
Biological process (GO): regulation of G protein-coupled receptor signaling pathway; regulation of ARF protein signal transduction; brain development
Molecular function (GO): small GTPase binding; GTPase activator activity
Source: RefSeq, a predicted model, not a curated record
UUUUUUCUUGUGAAUCAAAAAAAGAGUUAAGACGAAAGAGGAAGUUGAGAUUCAUGCUUCGAUUUGUCCCAAGCAGGCAAGGUUGCUUAGUUUUUAGCACCUUUAUGGCUUGAAAUAUGUCUUCAAGGAUGAAGCUACGUCCAUCGACAGAAAUUUGUGCCGACUGUAGCGCGCCCGGACCAGAAUGGGCUUCUGUAAAUCGUGGUGUUUUAAUUUGCGACGAAUGUUGUAGCGUUCACCGGAGUUUGGGUCGACAUAUUUCUCAAGUGAAACACCUGAGGCAUUCUUCAUGGAGUCCGACCUUACAAGCGAUGGUUCGACAGCUUGUAACAAAUGGGGCAAAUUCAAUAUGGGAACAUUCACUUCUGGACCCAAAUCAAAUGAAAAGUGGAGUAAGGAAACCUAACCAAAAAGACCAUGUUCAUCCAACAAAAUCAACAUUUAUUAAAGCCAAGUACCAGAGGCUUGCAUUUGUUCCCCGUCUUCCCUGUAAGGACGAUGAUACUAUCACUGUUUCUGACCUCAGUCAGCAACUUCACUCGAGUGUAAGAACUGGAAAUCUAGAGACAUGUUUGAGGUUACUCUCUCUAGGUGCUCGUGCAAACUACUUUCAUCCAGAUAGAAGUAACACCCCACUUCAUGUUGCUGCUAAUGCUGGACAAGCUCUUCAAGUUGAACUCCUUAUUGUGCAUGGCGCUGAUCCCACUAAACCAGAUAUUAAUGGAAAGACACCAGUAGACUAUGCCCUGGAAGCUGGCUUCCCCAAUAUUGCACAACGACUCAUCGAAGUUCAGUUUGAACUUACAGACAGACUCACAUAUUAUUUGUGUGGCAGAAGACCUGAUCAUCAAAAUGGUGUGCACUAUCUCAUACCAACCAUGGCGGAUAGCCGUUUGGAUUUAUCUGAUGAUGCUAACAAAGCGAAAUUGAAACUACAAGCUUUGAGCCACCAUUUGUUUGAAGAGCUGGCUUCUGACGUGUAUGAUGAAGUAGAUAGAAGAGAGUGUGAUGCAGUUUGGCUGGCUACUCAGAAUCACAGUGCUCUUGUUAGUGAUACCACAACAGUACCAUUCCUUCCUGUGAAUCCAUCAUUCUCUUCAACAAGAAAUCAGGGAAGACAGAAGUUGGCACUAUUUAAUGCCAAGGAAUUUGCAACAUUAAUCAUUGAUAUAUUGAAUGAUGCAAGACGACGGGAACAGGACUCUAAUCCUGACCUCACACAAGGUUUUGUUGAGUCGCAUAUUUUUCCGAUCGAAGAAGAUGCUUACGAUCACGAGUAUGAUGAAGUACCUUCAGAUGAGGAGGCAGUUGAUAAAGAGUCCACUCCAGAGAACCCAUCAGAAAUGACUACAAAAGUGCAGAUUGAAAAGGGAACAACUACAAGCUUCCUGGCAGAAGACUCUGUGCCUAUGGAGCGUUAUGUAGCAGUUGAGAGUGCUUUAUCUACAGCUAAUGCUCGUGUUCAGCAGCUCCUACAAGUGAACGCAAAUCAAAGCCAUGAAAUUCAAAAUCUUCAGGCAACGGUUCACAAGCUAGAAGAUGAAAACAAAGCCUUAAGAAGUCAGUUAGGAAUUCUUAAUGGCAGCGACGAUAACGUAUUUUCUCCUCCGGCAUAUCCGGACGCGAGUGAUGAGGAUGAUCUUGUGGAGAUCGAAGACAUUGAGCCAUACGCUGCCCCAGGUUCUAUCCUAAAUCGCCCAACUCAACCCACCACCCCGGGGCAGACUCGCACGGGAGAUGUGAGUAGAACUAAAUCCGUCAAUCCUUAUGACAAUGUGACUGACUCUCCAGACGAACCUGACGAGGAACGCAGAUAUCUGAACGUUGAGGAGAUGAGAGAACACGAAAGAAUGAGCUCUUCCGAUAGUCCAUUCGAUGAACAGCUUGACAGGGAGGCGGAGAAACUAAUACAUGCCGUUGAUGAUCUAGUUCACGAAGCCACUAAAGACGCCAGACAGCAGCCGUCACAAGAAGAUGUGGUGCGGUGUACCGAACAGAUCACCAAAAAAAUUCAAGAGCUGUUACUGUCAGCACAGGCUGGAAGACACAGCUGUUUCAUUCCCUGUUCAAGUAAUAUUUUCACUGCUGUUAACGACAUGGCAAGUUUAUUUCCGGAGGACCCGGAUGUGGACAGCAUGCGUGUGUCACUCCAGCUGAUGAAGAGUAGCGCCGCCAGACUACAAGUGGAGUGUAAGAGUGCUGUGUUGCCUGGCAACACUGUAGACAUGGCAUUUCUCACUCAGCAGGUCAUUCAAUGUGCUUAUGACAUCGCUAAAGCUGCUAAGCAACUGGUGACGACGUUUUCAGUUGAUUAGAAUAUCUCUGACUAACCACUGAAUGCAGCGUGGGGUCCGUAGAUAGAAAAAUCUAGCAUUCCCUUUCAUUCUCAAAAUCAACACUGAAUAGGCCGCAAGUCAAUUUACCGCAAAGAACCGCCUUCUAUGGUUUCAUAAAUAGCUCCGUUUAAAACUAGUAUUCGUUUGCUUUCGUUUAAAUUGUGACAUUUCAUCCACAUACUUAAAAGUUAGAACAACGUUGUACAGCAUAAUAAACAGUACCACGUGAAAGUACUGCUCAGUAGCUUUCAUUUGAAUGGCCACACACUAGAGUUUCAUCCACAAAUUUAGAAGUUAGAACUACUUUAAACAGCACCUCAUGAAAGCACUGCACAAUAGUUUGCAUUUGAAUAGUCACUCUAGGGUUUCCUCUAAAUACUUGAAACCGUUGAUGAGGUUUGACUUUGCGAAUGAAAGGGUAAAAGAUACUAGGGUUAACAUCGUGAAAUAAAUUAUGAAUAUUAUGGAAAUUAUCUUCGAAGUAAGUAAGCAUCUUACAGAGCUAAGAUCAACAGAUACUACGUCUUAAGGCUACGUGUAGAGAAAUCUUUUGCGUAUUUUAAACAUUGCAGAACCUCUCGUUAAAUAUUUUUAAACUUCAGUGUAAGCAAAAAAAAUAUGAUCUUAUCUCUGCAAUUGCUUUCUUUCGCUUCGGAGGAAGAAAUCAGAUUUCUAGUAUUUGUUCACUAGAUAAAGUGUUUUAAAAUUAUAUAAUGCUAACUAGCUGGAUUAUGAUACGAAGUGAUUCUCCGUUUUAGACGGAACUUACAUAUUUGUCUGUCUCGCGUUUCUCUCUCUCGCGCGCGUCAUCUUCGUGGGGGAGAGACAUGCGAGGGCGUGCGCGAAACAUUGGGAGUAAAAUCAGCUGUUCUCUUGUCCAAUCGCUAAAAGAAUGCGUGGUGAUUUCGUCGUAAUUGCCUGAGCUCUUGUGUAUUUGGCAUGGUUUUCUCGGCAGCCACUUCGAGAGAAUCUCGAAGCAAUGAAACAGAUUUUCUGACUUCUAAGUCUACUGUGGUGUCCUCUCAAGAGAAGUGUCCGCUUAUGAGAGGUUGUAACCGUACUGUUUGUAUGUAACUGGGAAGGGUAUCCGUUAGCGAAGCUUCGAGCUUGCUUCUAAGCAUGCGUUAUAGGGUGGAACAAACGGUAGUUUAUUUGUUGUAAGCAAAACGUUUGAGAAAAGCCUUAACAUAACGCAAGCGAGGCUUGAUAAAAACUGAAUAGCAACAAUUUUUUUUUUUUUUUUUUUUUUCACACACAAACAGCUAGACUGUAAAAUGAAGCGUGUAAAAGAGGAAAAUUUUCAUCUGAUAGCCUUUUCAGUUGCUCGGGUAAAACGUGGGCGUUUCUGUCUAGCCAAAUCAGAGUGAACGAAACAUGUAAAGAAAACAUUUUUCAUGGCUAGAUGAAACUCAGAUGCACUAUCGAAGGAACAACUGCUGUCGACUAAUUCUGACCAAUCAAAAUACAGCACGAGUACUUCAUAAAGAACACGUCAUAAAGAAUCGUCACUAAGCAACCAUGCUGGCGAGAGGCGCGUUAAGUAGAUAAUAUAAUAGACCUUUUUCAUUUGGGCGGUUUCUUGCCGCAUGUCAGACCAUGUGAUGAUACUCUUGAGAAUUCUUCCUUUCAAAUUUUCAAAUAGUCACGUGCAUAUGAAUAAAUAUAUUUUAGACGGAUAAAAGGACAAUUCUGUAGAGAAUAUCACGUGGUCUGUAAUGAGAAAACAAACCGCCCAAGCCAAAAAGGUCUAUUGGAGCAACACUUUUUCAAAGAAAUGUGCCCUAUUUUUUUUUUUUUUUUUUUUACAAUCGAAUAGAUUAUUGAUAUACUCAUAAACAUGUACCAUAUUAUACAAAUUAUAUUAUUAAUCAUACAUAAUCCCAAAUAAUUGACCGUAAUUCACAUAUAUCGAUGUAAAAAUAACGACGAUUCUUACAAAAUAAGCUUAAUUGUUGAAAAACUUGUUGUUUCAGGCUCUGGUCUUUGAAUUCCUAAUCCUACAAUGCCUAUAAAGUGAUCUUCAAAUAGCAGUGAUGAAAUAAAAUCGACAAAAAGAGAACGCUCUCCCUCA